UCCCAGAUGGUUGUGCAGCUCUGAGCGUCGCUCCCGUUGCAACUUCCCCAUUUUCUUCCCAAAAGCGGAGACGAAUGAAAGAGGACGUUUCGAAUGCUUUUUUUUUCGCUUUUUUCACAGGAGACAGCGGAUGCAGACAAUGCCUAAUCAGGGACUGCCGUGCUACUGACUGUCACUUUUAAUCUCAGGUGCUGACCGGUGGCCGCGUAGUUGAAGUGGAGGUUUGGGUUGCUAUGGUAACUUAUCCAAGCAAAUUCCCAUACAGGAGAACGGCCCUCGCCACUGUCACUUAUUUCUAUGACAUGCUUGACUAAGAGCUUCAGCCAUCAUGAAGAAAAGUAAGCAGCAGAAAGCCACUGGAGGGAAGGUGUUUUUAUCUCCACCACGCUCCCUAAGCCCAGGCUCUUCUCUGUCCAAUCCGAGGACUAGGACUCCUUCUCCUGUUAGUUUCCCUAAAGCAGUGGGUCAACAAGUGACGUUCACAGAGGAGAGUGAUGCCGGUGGCUCUGAAUUACAGGAAAAUGAUGGUGAAAAGCCAAAUCCUGGCAUUCGUUAUUUAACGGAAGGACUGAUAAAGAAAAUAUCUCAACAAGAGAAUCUAGCUCUGGUGCAGUCUUUAAACCUCUCAUUGGCAAAGAGCGGAGGCAAGAAGCUCAAGUUUAUUGAAAACUUGGAGAAGCUAGAAAAACUGCAAAUAUUGCACCUAAGCAACAACAUGAUUCAGAAAAUCGAAAAACUGGACAAACAGCUGAAAUUGAAAGAGCUCCAUCUAUCCAACAACCAAAUCAGAAAAAUUGAAGGCCUGGAGCAUAUGACACAACUCAGGCAUCUAAACUUUUCUGGAAAUGAAAUUGAGAAUGUACCAGCUUGGGUUGGGAAAAAAUUACGAUCUCUGCAGACCUUGAACCUUAGGCAGAACAGAAUCUCUUCACUAUAUGAUAUCACUAAGCUAAAACCACUGAAAGACCUCACAAAACUAGUCUUGGCAGAAAAUCCUCUAGCCACUUUACCACAUUACAGGCUUUUUGUGGUGUUCCACCUGCGAUCAGUGGAAUUUCUGGACGAGCAACCAGUCACUGAAGAGGAGCGACAAUUGGCACAUGAACGCUUUCAUUUAGAGGAGGUGGAGCGUCUGGAGCAGGAGCUUGAGAAACGGCUUCAGGAGAUCAAAGACUUACAGGAAGAGCAGUCUAUGGCCUUGGAGGAACUGAACCACCAAGAAGAAAUGAACAAAUCCUUGCAAAAUAAAGCUGAGGAACAGAAACAGAUGCAGAUGGAGCUAGAAAGAGAGAUGGGAACCAAGAAUGAGUUGCUACUCUCUUGGUUAUAUAUAGUCCCCCACCUGUCCAGUCUUUGUCCCCCAAUGCAGCUGAAACAGAAGACUGCUGAGCUUACCCGUGCUUGUCAGAAGCAGUAUGAACUUGAGCAGGAGCUAGCCUUUUACAAAAUCGAUGCCAAGUUUGAACCAUUCCCUUUCGUUCCUAAUGAGGAAAUGGCUCUUGAGAAUUUCCCAGAUGAAAGCCCCUACAUUGGGAAAGCAAAGUACAAAAGAAAUGCAUAUGCCAGGGAGAGCUAUGUUCCUGAAGAGAACCCAAAGCAGGCAACAGCAGGAAAGCUGCAAAUGGACUUACCAGUUGAAGCACAAUCCAGACUUCAGGACACACUUGAUGCUCAGAAGUUAGCUGAGGAGCGUUUAAUGCAACUUCAAAAGGAUAUUGGAGAUGCUGAACAGCAGAUCCUAAGAGCUACAGAAGAAUUGAGGCAACUAGAAGAGACAGUGUCUCAGAAACGGAUAUCAGAGGCAGAAAAGGAACACCUUCGUCAGCAGCUGCACAGAAAGAUUCAGCUGUUAACUAAGUUGCGUCAGGAAGCUGAAGAUUUGGAGCAUCAGAUGGAGCGCCAGAGAGCAGAAAUGGCAAAAAAGCAAGCAGAGCUGGAUGAGUUGCAGAAAACUUUAAACUCCCUUGAUCCUAGUGACCCCCGACAUGCUCAUGUGAAAGCUCAAAUGGUAAAUAAAAGUCAGCAGUUGGACAUGAUGAGUAAACAAUAUCGAGAGCUCGAGAACCGGCUGGAUGAAAUGCUGGCCAGAAUUGCUAAGGAGACUGAGGAGAUCAAGGACCUGGAGCAGCAGCUAACAGAGGGCCAGAUAUUAGCGAAUGAAGCUUUGAAGAGGGACUUGGAAGGAAUCAUUGCAGGGUUGCAAGAGUACCUUAAAAGUGUGAAGAAUCAGGCAAGACAGACCAAUGAAGAGUGUCGUCAGCUGAAAAAGGAGAGGGAGGCCUUGCUCACUAGGCUUACCAAUCUAGAAGAUGAAAGGAACCAAAUGGAGGUUGUUGCUUUGGAUGCAGACAGCAUGAGACAGGAGCUGUUGGAUUUACGACGUACUUCUCAGCAGCUACAAAAGGAGAAUGAGCAACUGAAGAAGGCCCAAGGUGACCUGAGUGCCUAUGAGACAGAACUUGAAGUUCAGCUACAGGAACGGGAUGCAGAAGCUAACCAAUUGAAAGAUGAGUUGGCAAGACAGCGGCGUCUUAGCCAGAUGGAACAUUCGGCCCUACAAGCAGAACUGAACAAGGAGAGGCAGGCUUUGGAGAACGCCAGGGCUCAGGCACAGCAAGCCACAGAGCGAGAACAGGACAACAAGGAACUGCAGGCACAGCUGAAGAAAUUUCAGGUGGAAAACUCUUCAUUAAAGGAGAAACUUGAAGAGCUUCAGAACCAAAUGGAGAAAAUGAAGGACAUCAUGCUUGAACCUGAAGAAGUGACCACUAGAAUAGAGGAGCUACGAAGAAAGGUACAAACAGGAGUUGGAGAAUUAAGACCAUACAGCUCAAAGGACACUAUUGGAAAGAGCCUAUCUGAGCUGCAGCAAGAGCUGGAAAAGGCCCUGUCCCGUUCAGAAAAAGAAAAGGAUGAUGCUGUGCGACGGCAGAACAAGCUGACACAGGAGAUGGCCACACUGCGGGAGAAGAUGCGUAAAGCACAGGACAACUACAAGGCAGCCUGCGAUGAAGCAGCAGAAGCUAAGAUUGAAGCGGAGAAACAAGAAGCUGAAAUGCGAAUCCUACAGCUGGAGAAGGAAGUAGACCAUUUGCAAGAGAAGCUGCUCAGUAUGGAAAACUUGCAGGCUUUGACUGACCAGCAAUUACAGAAUAUUGAAGAUGAGCGAGACAAGCUACAAGAGGAACUGGAGCACCAGAACAAAAAGAUGAAAUUGGAAGACUCUAAGACCCAGAAGAAGCUGAUGGGACUAGACCAAGAACUGAGUGAAUUGAAAAAGACCAUGUUAACAGCAGACAAGACUGCAGCCAGACAGCUAUCCAACACAAAGAGGCAAUUAAAAUCACUUCAUGGGACAAUUCAUAAACUCAAUCAGGAAAGAGCAGAGGAGAUGAAUGAGCUGGAAGCUUUUAGAGCUCAGGCUGAGCAGGCUGCCCGUGACUUAAACAAAGCUGAUGAGGAGAUCAGUCUGCUUCAGCGGCUGCUCCAGGACAGAGAGAAGCAGAUGCUAGAACAGGCGAGUCACACCAAUGAUCGAACAUUAGCUGAUACUUUCCAGCAGCUUGAAUUGGAAAAGCUGAGUAAGACUUUAGACAGACAACGAGCAGAAAUUGAACGUCUCCGAGACCUCCUGGGAAGAGCCAGGGAUGAUAACCCUGGGUAUAUGGAAAGGCUAAUGGAUGAAAUCCGAGCCCUCAGAAAUACUGUGGCCCAGCAGAAUGAUUUCAUGUCCAAUGUCUAUGACCCUGUUAGCAAGAAGGGCUACUGGUGCUAUGUGCCCUCUCCGCCCAAUCCCCCUAGUAUUGGAUCUCAAGGCACCAGAGACUCUGGCCUUGGGUCUCAGCAUCCAGCCUCUCCUAGCAGAGGAUGCAGUCAUGGUCAGCAUGGAAGAAGAGAAGCAGAUGAACCUGAAGGUGGCUACUGGAUUUACUCUCCCAAUCGAAACCUUAGAGUACCAGGACACAGAGGUGGAAACUACAAUGUGUCUGACAGCAGCAGAGGUAGUGGUGAACCAGGGCAUAUUUUUAUCCCACCUCCAGGCUCUGUUAUCUACACAUUGCUCCCCGAUGGAUCACCAGUACCUCAGGGCACCGUGGUCUAUGGACCUCCUCCCUCUUACAUUGGCACGCCAGUGAACCCAGGAACAGUAGUUUAUGGUCCUCCCCCAUCAGGGGUUCACUUGGUAUAUGGUCCCCCACCAGCGAACUUCACAGUUCCCCUCACACCAGUUGGAGUUCUGCACUGUAAUGUUCCAGAUCAUCAUGAGCUGGAAAACAAGCUUUCUCAGCUCAUGAAAGAUAGAAAGAGGUUGCAGAAGGAGUCAAAACGCCCAGAGACAGUAGAUGGACUCCACGGGGAGGUUUGGGCAUUGAAAGAGGAACGCAAUAUGCUGGAGAAAGAGACAGAGGAAUUGCACAGAGCCGUGCAAAGACGCUAUAGACGAAAGGAUUUUCUUGAGGGAACAAUUGGCUCUUUGGUCAGCGAGCUAGAAAUGGAGAAAUCUCUGAAGCAACAAGAUGACGUUGCUAAUGAGAUUGAAUGUCUUGAAAAAACUCUGCUGAAACGAAGGGCUGAGCUAAGAGAGGCAGAUCGCCUACUUACAGAGGCUGAAAGCGAACUUAAAACAACCCGUGAAAGAACUGAGGACUUCAUCCAGCAGUACAGUAAUGCUAAGAGACGCCUGGCAGAUACAGAGAAAGAAAGCGAGGAACUGGAGAAGCGGGCACAGGACACUGCUACGCAGCUUGUGAAGGCCAGCAAAGAGCUAAGGAUAUUAGAGGGUGAUCUGGAAGAGCUGAAACAGUACAGAAGUGAACAGGAGAGUGUCCUUCAGGAAAUCAACACAGUUCUUUCUUCCAGGGACUUAGAGUUUCAAACUUUGGGUCAGAAAAUUGAGAAUAUGACUGAAAUGUUGGAGAAGUUACAGGAAGACUUAAAGAAGAUAGAAACCAGGAGGACACAACAGCUAGAAGUGCUAAAAGAAGUUGAAAACUUAGUAUCUACAAGAAGAUGUGAGCUUGAAAAGUUAAACAGUGAGGUUGAACAACAGCAAGACGAAUUAAUGGUGUUAGACAAGAGACUAGGCCAGAAAAAGGAAGAGGGACGCAUCCUGCAAGAGAAUGUGGAACAGAGAAGGGCAGGUCUGGUAGGAGUGCUCCGUGAGGGCGAAGAGGAGGUGGCUGAGCUGCAUCACCAAAUAAAGGAGCUGAAGGUGGAACUGGAGCAUCUGUCGACACAAAAGGGAGAACUGAAUGCUCAGCUCAGUGAGAAAAGGGCUCAGCUCACCCUGCUCAAACAGGAGAUGCUCAAGGAGGAGGAGGCUCUCCAGAACAUGGUGUCCCAGAUCAACAAACACAAAACAGAGCUGAAGCAUGUGCUGGAAAUGUUACAGCUAGAAAACAAUGAACUACAGGGUAUCCGGGUUCAACACGAUCAGAAAGUGAAUGAGCUAGAGAAGAGUCAGGUGGCAGUACUCCAGGAAAAGGUGGAGUUUCAAGCCUUGCAGCAGGCAACACAGCGCCAGAGAGCAGAAGGUGAAAGACAGAGGCAGGUGAUCGAGAAGGACAGGCAAAAGCUAGAAGAGCUUAGACUUCAGGCCCACUCUCUGCAAGAAAGUGUGGCCUCUUUAAGCAAAGAAAAGAGCCUCCUGGAAGAAACGUGCCAAAGCUUAAACAACAAGCUUGCUCAAACUAAGCGUGCUGCUGCAACAGCAGAAGAAAACAACAGAGCAGAACAAUGCAAACUAGAAAAGCUGGAGUCUGAACUGUCCCGUAUGAGGCAGGAGAUUACUCAAGGGAACAACCAAAAGCAAGAAUUCAGCCAUGAUGUCAGUGCUGUCCAGCAGCAGUUAAAAGAAAAAUCUGAAGAGUUGAUAUUACUACAAGAUGACCUCCGUGACACAAAAGAGCAGAUACAUCGUGUCGAAGAGGACCUACAAGAUGCAAUCCGGAAGCGGAAUGACCUUCUGUCAGAGCAUGCCACCCUCAAGGAGUCAAUCACCCGUAGCUCUCUGAAAUACCAAGAGCACCAGCAUGAGCAGGAGACGUUGGAGCAAGAAUUGGAGCAGCUCCAUUGGAAGAUCAGUGACAAGAAAACCAGGAUGGCACAGCAAGAAAAGUGUUUACAGGCCCUGCAGACAGAGAUUGAGGAGGAACAGCACGCAAAGCAACAGAAGAUCAAGGUGCUGCAAGAGCAACUCCAUUCUGUGGAAGAAACUCUUGCAGACAAGCAAAGCCAACUGGAGGAGGUGGUUGCCCGGUUGGCUGAACUGGAAGCCCAGGGCAGGAGGCUCCACUAUGAUCAGGAGCAGUGUUCUCAGCUGGAGAAGAAGAUGACUGAAAUCAGGCAACAGCUGGAUGAAAGGGAGGAAAAAUUCCAGAUAGGCACUCGCAACUCUCAACUCCUGCGUGAGGAACUUGGCAUCUGCCAAAAUGAAGUAGCAAAGCUGCAAGAACAGCUGGGCACAGAACGACGGAUGACUGAAAAGAAGAUGAAGGCACUGCAGGCUGAGAGGGACUCCGACAGGGCACGAUUAGACAGUUCUCUCCAAGUACUGCAACAGGAAAAGAAUCAACUGCAUCGAAGCCUAGCCUUGGCUGAGCAGGCGGCCUAUGACAAUCACGAGAGAUCCCGAACACUGCAGAAGGAACUCGGGGCGCUCCGGCACAAGUACUUCCGUCUGAAGGAGAAGUUUCAGAGCCAGGAGGAGAAGAUCCAGCGAAUGGAGACUAGGAAUGCGAUGGUGGUGUUUAAUGGUGACCCAGAAGAGGUGGAGCCGGAGUCAGAUGUGGAGUCUUCGGAGCAUGGCAGCCAAAAGGAGAAUAGCCAUCCUUUCUUGGAAAUUGGAAGACGAGCUGAGAGCAGAGGAGUGCUGGGCCUGUUUAACUUAGAGGAGGAGCAAUGGCGAGGUGAGGCGCUGAGGGAACGACUACAACAGCAAGAGGAUCACUUGAAGGCCCAGCUCCGUAAGCGCAUGUGGACCCAGGAGGAGGCCAUGCAUCAACGCAGGCAACAGACAGAGGGAAGCCUCAUCAGCCUGCGCAGGAAAGUGGAAGCGCUCGACAACCUGGUCAGCGGCGGCAACAGUGGCUCCUCAGCUGAGCCUUACCCACCUCUCUCCAGGGAUGGCACCAUGCAGAAGCGCAGCAAGCUUCUCAGUUCGGACGGCCAAAGACCCCACAGUGGGAGAGCACGUGACGCCAGCAGCGACAGCCUGGAUGUGCUGUCCAGCCCUGACCAAGACACAGGGAAAAGUCAACACCUCAUCACACAGUGGAGCUGAAGUCGUGUUACGCGAAACCCAAAGGGACGCCGGUCCGCUACCUCACGAGCUCGUCUGCCACACAGAACUCCACUUGCCAGGCGAGGAGGCAGAAUACUAAGGGAGGGGGGGGGGGGCUUCAUGUUUUUUUUAAAAAAAUGCUUGUUGUGUUAUCACUUGACUGGUUACAGUUACUGCACUUUUUGGAAAGGUUUAAAAAAAAUGUAAAUAACAAUCUUACCUGUUUAAAUUAUUCUGAGCCAAGUUUACCACUUUGCCUUUUACAGUUUUUUCUUUUUUGCAAAUGUGAAUUUUUUUUAUAAUGUUCAAAGAAAUUUGUAAUCAAACAAUAAAACAACAUAUUUUAAUA
This is a messenger RNA of Erpetoichthys calabaricus (reedfish), 7631 nucleotides long. It is a transcript of the gene cntrl, whose product is annotated as centriolin. Lineage: Eukaryota; Metazoa; Chordata; Cladistia; Polypteriformes; Polypteridae. The record is from RefSeq and is a predicted model, not a curated record. Gene Ontology annotation, molecular function: protein binding. The transcript is spliced from 45 exons. The coding region runs from base 329 to 7282 and encodes 2317 amino acids.